GCGCCUUUCCGGCGUUGACGCGAGUCUGACGCAGGCACACUCUGCGUCCGUCUUCUCGGGGAGCCGAGCGAGUGUGUUGUGCGGGUCGUCGUUAUGAAAGCCAUCUGCGUGCUGAAGGGCAGCGGUGAAGUCACCGGGACCGUUAACCUAGAGCAAGCUGUCAGGAAGGAACGAAUCUGGAGAAUCUGUCCUUGUAAACAUCAGUUAGUGGAAGAUGGAUCUGUGACUGUGAGAGGAAGCAUCACUGGACUGACUCCUGGAAAACAUGGAUUUCACGUUCAUGCUUAUGGGGAUAAUACAAAUGGUUGUAUCAGCGCAGGACCACACUAUAAUCCUUUUAAUAAAAAGCAUGGCGGACCAGAUGACGUAGAAAGACAUGUUGGUGAUCUUGGCAAUGUGGUGGCUAAUGACAGUGGUGAGGCCAAAUUCGAACUAAAGGAUAAAAUGCUCAGUCUAUCAGGAGAAAGGUCCAUUAUCGGACGUACACUUGUGAUUCAUGAGAAAGAAGAUGACUUGGGCAAAGGAGGAGAUGAAGAAAGCACCCGAACAGGAAAUGCUGGAGGACGCUUGGCCUGUGGUGUGAUUGGAAUUGCCAAAGAUUGAAAUUUGAUAUCUCUUGGAUAGGGGUGGUAAAUAGUGCAUAAUUUUUCUUUAGAUAGCAAACUAAACCUAUCACUAGCUAGUAGUUGAAUGUUCAACAAUUUUGAACUUCAAAUUAUACUCUAUAAAACUUAAGUACACCAGUUGAUCCAAAUUAGUGUGGCUGUGCUUUCAAUACUUUAGAGGUACAAUGGAUAAAUCCUAACUAGAGGAUCUCCAGCUUUCUGUUGGAUAUUGAUUGUUGACACUUUUUUUGUUUGAAGAAUACAAGAUGUACCUGACUACAUAGAAGCACUGAAAAAUACAUUGUCAAAUAAAUCAAA
Molecule: messenger RNA, 923 nt
Organism: Hypanus sabinus (Atlantic stingray)
Lineage: Eukaryota; Metazoa; Chordata; Chondrichthyes; Myliobatiformes; Dasyatidae
Product: superoxide dismutase [Cu-Zn]
Exons: 6
Coding region: 94-603 (169 amino acids)
Biological process (GO): removal of superoxide radicals
Cellular component (GO): mitochondrion; peroxisome; cytosol
Molecular function (GO): copper ion binding; superoxide dismutase activity
Source: RefSeq, a predicted model, not a curated record